GACAGCACUGCGGCUCUGCGUGCACCUGACGGUGCGGGGAAUCCCAGCCCGAAUCCCAGUGCCCUCCCACUAGAGGCGAGCUAAGGGAGUGAAGGUAUUCAGUGGGGCUUAAUGCCGAAGGAGCCUUUCUUACAGAGACCAGGGAUGCUGUCUGAGGCCUGGGAAUACGCAGGUCUCACGGCAGGUCCAGAUGUGCCAGCUGGGAAUUGCUCAGUGCAAAAGCACGCUGUGCUGAGCCUUCGUGCUGCUUCCAGUAGCACAUCGGCUCGGUAAAGCUUGUAUCAACGUAGUGAUCCAGCAGCACUGCCAGAACUGCCACACACUUGGUGUACUGCAGUGGGAAACUUGUAGCUGUGGUGCUGGUGAAGCUCACGUCCAAAAGCAGCAGUGCCUGUGGCCUAGGACAGGCUCUGUGAAGCUGUCCUAGCAACACUAGCUGUGUGUUUGCUGCCUGUGAACAUUUCCUUAGCUGAGAAGAUAAAGCAGCAUGGCUUGGCACAGCUUCAGCAUGUAAGCAAAAAUUUGGCAUCUCAAUAUAGUAUCAAGUGAGUGAGAGGUUAAUGGGACCCCAGAAGCGUAAAUGUAUCCUCCAGAUGCUGAUUAAAAGAAGGAUAAACUUCUGAAAUUUGGACCAGCUUAGAGUAGUCAGCAUGUAAGUCUACAGUCAAAGGCAUUUCAGUAUAAGUGAAGUUGUUUGGGGUUUUAUAAUCACAAGUAAGAGCAAUGCUCAGAAUAGUCUUUAUUAUUUGGGUAUUUUAUGAUAACAAAAGUAGCCUGGAAAGAAGCAAUGCUGUAUUCAACAUAGCCAGGGAAUACUUUCAAUCCCCAGUGUUCAUUUUAACUCUUUAUGUUUUAUACCUCAGAAGAAUUAAAUAUAAUUAUGAAUUUCUAUAAUGCUUUAUUUACAGUUCCUUCAUUCUGCUUCUUUCCCUUGUUCCAAUUUCUUUUUAAAAUGGAAAAGAUCCAGAGAUGGAGAAUCAGUAAGAUUGAAUGAGUGGAAAGAAUGGUGUACAAGAACAGAAUGUAAAUGUUAAUCUUGUUUAAGAUAAGGUUAACAGGAACAAAUUUACUUGAAAUAGUAUUCAGGUGGGGAACAUACACGGAACACUCAGUAACUCUCUGCCAGUGACAGUGAAUGUAAACUGAAUGGCUUUAAGUGAUGCCAGGGGAUACUUGCCUUGCUGAGCAAGGAAAUCAGCUUUCAAAGAAGUCAGCAUCACCUUUGUAAUGGGGAGGUGCUGUUUAUGUGUAUUCUCAUGGUGUUAUGUGCGUCGUUUUUCAGUGUAGCUGGCAGCCACUAACUGAUUAGAUGUGGACAAGACACCCCAUAGGCUGGCUGCUGCUUCACUCUCAUGAUGGGCAUGAGAAUAAAUGACUUGGAUUUCAUCACUUUUCAUGACCUAAGUCACGAGGCUCACACCAUACUUAUGGCUCCAAAUAUUUAUGCUGUGUAUAGAGCCCCUCCUAGAAUUCUCUUAGCAAAGAGAUACAUAGAUGAAGAAUCCAACGCAGUAAUUUUCACAUCAGCACUUUUCUCAUCAAGUCUCCAUUUUACAAGUAUUUUCAACAUAAUUGUACCUUAAUUCAGUAUUAAAUCGCAUUUGGAAAUGCUGUUCCUUGACAUUGCCAUGCAAGAGUUCCCAUUUAUCUGUGGCUUUUUGCCUUUGUCCCAUAAGAGGAGCAGUUUCCAAGACCUCCGGCUCACUUCAGUUUUCAGUUUUCAAUACAGCACCAAAGAGGUGGGAAACCACUUAUGCCCGAAACGCGUCCCUCCGUGCCGACGGGCAGAGCCUUGGGCCGCCUCCCUCGAUCCUUACUGCCAAGCGUCCUGCCUGUUUCUAAAAGCACAAAAGCGACGCCGUCUUUCCGACACCAUCGGUCUGUGUUCACCCUCUACCUGUGCGUGCUGUUACAGCCGAGAACGCAGGCACCGCAUCACCCGCACCCGGCAGCAGUUGCGGGGCGUCGGACGGACGCGAGCCGCGGUCCCGGUAGAGCACUUCCGAAAGGGCGGCGCGCGCCGCCAGCCGCGGCCAUCUCGUGGGGCGCCGCGCCGCGGGACCACAGCGCCCGGCAUGCCCCGCGGCCGGCGGACCGGCGGACCGCGGACUACAGCGCCCGGCAUGCUCUGCGGCUCCAAGAUGGCGGCGCCCAGGAACGGCACGAGCACGGACAGCAGCUCGGACUCGGAGAGCAGCGGCGGGGCGGCAGCUCGGUUCCGGGAGGCGGCCUGGGACUGCGCGAAGCAGCAGGCGGCGGGGCGGGCGGAGCCGCGAGGCGGCGGAUUUCCAAAGGAUCAGCGGCAGGCUGCUCGGCCCAGCCUAAGACGUGAGGUGAAUGACCAUGAUGAGGAUGGAAAUGAGCUACAGACCACACCAGAGUUCAGAGCACACGUUGCAAAGAAACUGGGAGCAAUGCUGGACAGUUUCAUCACUGUCUUGAAGGAUUCAUCAGGACCUUCACCAGCUCGUGUGCAGCAGUCUGACUGUGGAGAUGAUGGUUUUCGCCUCUUCUCCUCCUCUGUCCCAGGAGGCUGUGGGCAAUCAGAGCAAAGCCCUGCCCCAAGGAGGAGACGGCCGCCUUGUUCCAGUGACUCAGACAGUGACCAAGAGUGGCAAAAGUACCAGGAGGCUGCUGUGUCAGCAGCAGACAUUCUGAAGCAAAGUGCUUUUCCUGCACUGUCCCAGGAUUCCAGCCAGAAUACGUGUCAGGGUUAUGUGGAGCACAGACAGAAGAAAAAGAAGAAAAAGAAAAUAAAGGGAGAGAACAAAACUGAAGAGAAGAUAAUAGACCCAGCAGAUUGUGACCAGGACAGCAGAGAUUUGCCACGGUUGGAUUCUGCAAAUGGACAACACAAGAGACAGGACAGCAGUCAUACAGAUAACAACACAGCGUCACCAGGAGCUGUGAAGAAGAAGAAAAAGAAGAAAGAGAGAGAAUAAAGGCUUUGCUGUGCAUUUGGGCAGGUGAUUGUGAUGAAUGCUGGGAAAAAACAAAUGCAGUUACUGCAGAUGAGGGAGAACUAAUUUGCAAAGCUUUUGUUCUAAAAGCUCUGUGGCCUGGGAGUCUAAUUAAAGUGACUUCCUAUGUUCUGACCUCCCUUGGGGAGCAUUUUUCUCCUAGCACAGCAGUUAUCUGUGCUGCUGCUUGCAGUCCUAGGAUUAAAUACUGUACACAGACCGGUGUGGUGGAGGGGUGUAAUCAUGGCUGCAUCCCUUCUGAUCUGUUCUCUCACAUGCUGAAACCAAAUCUUGUCUCUUGGAGAAAGCAUAUGAUGAAUUGAAGUUGGUUUACGUGGCAGCAGGUGGUCAACUUCUUUUUUGCUUUGAUUUGCCUGUGGGAAACUCAUUUAUUGAAAAGCAUUACCAGAUGUUAGUCCCUGCCCCCCUCCAUUUUUUCCCCCUCUAUGAUUAUCAGAAGGAUCUGCUGUUGAAACCUGCCGUGUUACUGAUCCCUCUGUAGUCCACACCUCUCCAGGGCCCCUGUGUGUAAACAAAGCAGUGAGCUUAUUUUGAGGUUGUUCAAAACCAGCAGUUCUGCAUCCUAAAUUUCUCUUAGAGUGUUUUCUGGAUGGUUUUUUUUUUGUUAUUAAAUUCUUAUUCACUAUUAGUCUUAUUUAAUUUGGCAGGUUUGUGGGACAGCAGCUUUCUUGUGUUCAAUAGUUCCCCCAGCAGAGACAAAACGGGCUGACGAUGGCUUUUUGUUUGAUUGCUGAUCGGUGCUGUGAAAUUGGUACAAGAAAUACUUAAAUCUCAGUUGCUGAGUUUCAGACCUUGUUUUGUUUCAUAUGAGUUUUGUCUGUGAAACGCAGUGGGUUUUGGCACUUAGCAUAGCUCUUAAUCUGCCUGUUUCAGCUGCAGUAUUCCAAGAAACAACCUGUUACUUGGAUCAAUACUCUGCUCCUGUUGAGUUUCAGUAGGUCUAAUUCAUUGGCUCUGUUCAGGAGACCUAAAAGCUGGAUUAGAGAAACCAAAAUAGUGCGCUGAUGCUCUUUGAACACAGGAAGGAAACAAGGUGUUUUCCUUCCUAUUCUAAGAUCCUUGCUGUUUGUCACUCAGGAGAGCACACUUGGCAUCCAAAAAAUGGAUGAAAUAGAAAAUUGGCUUGGAAGUAAUCUGGACCUGACCAAAAUUAUUUGUUUUAUGGCCAGUUAAAACUUCACUGUACUGAAGCUAGCACCUCGAAUGUCAAAUGCAUAACAUUUUUUGCCUUGUUUUAAAUGUUUUUUUGUUUCUGCUUUUUCUGAAUGGAAGUUAAAAUUGAUUUGCAAGUAAUGCACGUGGGCGAUUAGGAAAUCAUCCUUGCAUAGAAUUCCUUGGAGAACCUGGUUACCAAAAUUAAUUUCUGGUGCUUGGUGGUAUCUAGGGGAAGCUCUUGCAGGCACAAACUGUUAUGUGUUAUGUUAUCUGCAAUAGUGAAAUUUCCAGGCAUGAUAACCAAA
Molecule: messenger RNA, 4441 nt
Organism: Tympanuchus pallidicinctus (lesser prairie-chicken)
Lineage: Eukaryota; Metazoa; Chordata; Aves; Galliformes; Phasianidae
Gene: CUNH12orf43
Product: chromosome unknown C12orf43 homolog
Biological process (GO): Wnt signaling pathway; negative regulation of Wnt signaling pathway; Spemann organizer formation
Source: RefSeq, a predicted model, not a curated record